Molecule: messenger RNA, 2790 nt
Organism: Cladocopium goreaui
Lineage: Eukaryota; Dinophyceae; Suessiales; Symbiodiniaceae
Source: the annotation of a GenBank genome assembly
AUGGAGCCGUGGCCACGGUGGCCGCGGUUUGCGCGGUGCGCGUGGUUUGCGCGGUGCGAAAGCUGGAAGAUUCCCAGCAGCGCGCACAGCCGAGGUUUUUGCGUUUCGAAGCCAGCUGGGCGGCAGUGGUUCCACCAGUGGCCCACACUUGGCGCUUCCCUUGGAGCCGGUCAGAUCCGGAGAUUGGUCAGAAGGGCCAAAGCGCCCAAAGCGCCCAAAGCGUCCAAGGCGUCCAAGGCGUCCAAGGCAAAGUCGCAGCCGCGGCUGACCAUGGCGCAGAUCGCCGCCCAGCUCCGAGCUCGGAAGGAGCGCAAGCGGCAAAAGAAAGAUCGAGACAAGAUCGAAGAGUUGGAGAGUGACGCGAAUGACACGAGUGACGCUGAGUUCGAGGAUUGGGACGACUUUGGCCGUGCCACUGGUUGUGUGGUUGGUGGUGCUGAGCGUCAUGGGCAAGUGUUGGUCUCUGUGGAUGACUCAACCGUCAUUUGCCAAAUUCCCAGAGGCCGGCGAGCGCCAAAUCUGGAGCCCAUUGUUGGCGACAUGGUCAACAUUCUUUGGACAUCUGCAGCUGCAGAUGCUGAAGCAGUUGUCGAGGAGGUGCUUCCUCGCAAGAGCACCUUGAUCCGCAGGCAUGGCACAGCGGCAAAGCCGCAGGUGCUUUGUGCCAACCUCGACCUGGCGAUUUUGGUUCUCAGCAUCGAGCCCAACUUUUCAGAGGGAAUGGUGGAUCGGGUUCUGAUCAGCGCCCAUGCUCAAGAGCUGGAUGUGGUGCUGGUGCUGAACAAGGCAGAUUUGGUUCCAAAGGGGAGCCCAGCACGACGUGAUGUUGAACGUCGCUUGUCAGUCUAUGAGCGGAUCGGUUACAAGGUGCUCUUUGUGAGUGCGUUGGAGGGUCAGGGUGUGGAGGACUUGAGAGCGCUCCUCUGUGGUCGCACAAGCAUUUUGGUGGGAAAUAGUGGCGUGGGCAAGUCGCACUUGCUGAACAGACUGGGCCAGGGUGAAAUUGCAGUGACAGUUGGCAACAUCAGCGAGAAGCUGAAGUUAGGAAGACAUGUGACAACCACCACGACAUUGCAUCGUCUACCCGGUGGGGGCGACCCUGCCUAUCUCAUUGAUUCUCCAGGAGCACGACGCUUCAGCAUUUGGGAUGUGAGGCCCGAAGAACUCAAGGAGCACUUUGUUGAGUUCAUCCCCUACGCUUCUGGUUGCAAAUUUUCGGAUUGCCGCCAUUUGGAGGAGCCGAAGUGCAAGGUGAAAGAAGCUGUGGAGGAGGGCUACAUACCUCGAGAGCGAUACGUAUCGUACAAGCGCAUCCACCACUUGCUUCUGGAAGGCUCUGAAGGUGCCCGGGUCACAGAGUGCCUUGGAGUCCUGGAGACAUUUGGACAUCUGGCUGCUGGGCAAAUUGACCGAGAUUCCGCCGACUACAGGCGAUCAAUGGAGGGUAUCAUGCUUGAUGAGAAUAAGGAGCAUUGGUCCGAGCUCCUUGAUGUCCCUGUAGACUUCAUGGGAGGGGGAGGUGGUGAGGACUAUCAGCUCUAUCGCCCCAAAUGGGAUGAGGACCGAGAAGAGUCGACUGUGAAUACAAGGACAGCACGCCGCAUCUUAAAAGCAGGAGGCUGCCGAGUCAGCAGAGCAGGUACAGAGGCUCAAGCAGCUGCUGCAACAGUUGCUGCAGCAGCAGCAGCAGCGGCCAAAGCAUCUUCUUCGCUUGCCCGGAAAGGCAGCAAGGAUGCCGCCAAGCCAGCUGAGGAAACCAUGAAGGAGACGGAAGCAGAUGCCUCUGACCCAUGGGCUCUCGGCAAAACAAUGCAAGCGUCUGCGACCGAGUGGGAUGGCAUGGGUAGCGGAUACUAUGACGAGUCUGAGGGGUACGGUCAAGAUCUGAACUCGAUGUACCUGGCGGCAUACAAUGGAGCGCAAGCAUCGAUGGCCUGGCAGUUCCAGCAGCAAAUGAUGGGCGGCAUGCUGAUGCAGAUGCAACAGAUGCAGAUGCAGCAGAGGCUCCAACAGGCGAAAGCCCAGCGGGCCCGGGAAGCUGCGCUGAAGCAGAAAGCGGAGAAAGAGGCCAAAGCAAAAGCAGCUAAGGAGGCGGAACGUGCAGAACGUGAAAGGGUGAGGGUAGCAGAAGCUGUGAUGCGUCUCAAGAACCAACAGAUGGGAUCCAUGGGAUCCAUGAGCUCUAUGGGCUCGGGCUCAAGAGCCAAUGAACUGCCAAAGCAGUUUGGCUCUCUUGGCUCUCUUGGCUCUUUGGGGUCCUCUCUGGGCUCCAAUGAAUUGCCCAAUAUCGGUUCCAUUCUCUUGAAAGAACUCAAUGGUUUCAAUUCGGCCGGUGCUCCCGGUCCUAGUGCUAGCACUGGUAGCACAGGUAGCACUUCCGGAGUUCCGAGUGCAAGCGCUAGCGGUCCCAGCGCCUUUGGCGCUUCCCUUGGGAACAUUGGGAACGGAGCGCUCGGAACUCCAACCCUCAGCAGUGCCCUGGGCACUUUGGGCAGCGUUGGCAGUGUUCUAAGCAGUGCAUCCAAUGCGAAGCCCUCCGCGGCGUCGACGUCAGCGAAGGGCGGUGAUGCGUCAAGCCAAAGCACAAAGUUGGGAAAUAGCCCUUCUUCUCCAGUAAGUUCGUCUUCGCUGUCACAGGGACCCGUGGGACCCGUGGGACCUGUGGGACCCGUUGAGAAAGCGCCCAGUGGACCCAGUGGACCCAGUGGGCCCAGUGGGCCUGUGCCGAGUGGACCAAGUGCCAGGCCGACAGAUGACGACGACGAUGACGUGAAUUGCAACCAGCAGUGA